CUGCUGUGUCCUCCGGACACAGUGGAACACCAAUCGUCAUACGGGACCUCUGUGCAAGGUCCCGAUCAUGUGAUCACUGAUUGGCCAAUCAGUGAUCACAUGCAGAGUAGUAAGCAAGAUGUCACUUCUGACAUCAUUGCUUACUACGUGUGAAAUCUGUAAAUGAUCACAGAGGUCACAUGCCAUUGAGAACUACUGAGUGAGCUGUGAUUGGUCACAGAUUGUCACAUGGUACAAGGCUGUUGUGAAUAGCCUUGUACCAUGUGACCUCUGUGAUCAUUCACAGAU
This is a messenger RNA of Staurois parvus, 288 nucleotides long. The record is from the annotation of a GenBank genome assembly. Lineage: Eukaryota; Metazoa; Chordata; Amphibia; Anura; Ranidae.